GUUUUUUCAUCUUUUCUUUUCUCAGUUCUCAACAACUGUCCUAUGGCUCCGAUUCAUUCCAUCAUUGGUCGUGCUUCGAAUGCUACUAAUGAUCCUACAACUCAAAUGCAGAUUAUAAGACGUAUCAUUGAGGAUAUUUAUGGAGGAUCAUGGGGUGUGCUCAUCAUACGAAGUCCUGAUCUCGUAUCUGACGAGGUGCACUGGACUAUUCCCGACCAUACCAAUGCAGAUGGCUCUCCAGCGUUUUGCCUUGCAGUGGUCAAAGGAUGGCAAUACAACGUUUUUAAGACUGGUUCAAAAGAUGCGCCAGAUCGAGUUACUGUAGAAGGUAUUGUUAAAAGGUGGGCAUUCGUCCUCUAUACAUGUACAUUGAAAGAAGCGCCUAGCACUACAAAGCAAUCUGAUGAGAAACAAAGACCGCAAAGAAUGAGUGUGCAAGAAUUCGACAGAAGGCUGGCAGCAGCAUUGCAAUUUGGAAACUGA
This is a messenger RNA of Haemonchus placei, 483 nucleotides long. The record is from the annotation of a GenBank genome assembly. Lineage: Eukaryota; Metazoa; Nematoda; Chromadorea; Rhabditida; Trichostrongylidae.